CAUAGCUUUGGUGCAAUUAAUAGCUCGGGGGGGGGGGUAUUUUGCCUUAGGAGACUUUGGCUCCAGGGAUCUGAAUCCCGAGCACUGGAAACAGCAGCGAGAGUCCAGGAGCUUCAGUGAGAAUAAAAAUGGAUGUGCAUGAACCACCAGGACCUCGACCAGGCGAGCGAUUGGAUGCAGGAGGAGGCAAAGCCCACAUCCCCCAAAUGGGAGCCACCAGGGAGUUUCUGACGGGGGCUGCUCCACAGCCUGUUAAGCAAGAACCGAAUGAGCAGGGCUGGGAAGGCCAGUGGCCGGGAUUCAUGGAGACCGUGCCAGUCCCUCAGUCCCAGAGGAAAACUCUACAGCUGCUUGAGCCCACCUCAGGAGAGGGCGCUGAGGGAUUCCAGGUCUCCUUUGAAGGAGCUGGCGGCAGCCUGGAGCACAGAGGAGGGGACGUGUCUAGCACCCUGCUAGGCCUCAGCAGAGAGAACCUGGAUUCUUCAGUGAAAGUGAAGGAAGAGAUUCUGGAGGAGGACACUGUCAGCAGCUACUUCAAGGAAUUCACUGGCCAAAGAGCCAAGGAGGCCCCAGAGAUGCCACCAGGAUCUGUUGAAGAUGUGGCAGCUGAUUACCCCAAGUUAAUCUCAAAUGCUGUGAAGGGCCAAAUUCCUCUGGAAGUCAAGGAGGAGGAAGAGGCCAGCUUGCUGGUAGGCCAAGAGUGGGGGAGCAUAAAGGAGGCUUUUCCACUUAAGCAAAUUGACACCAGUGGAAUAUCGUUGGAAAGAGCUAAAGGGGUGUUUUUCCUGGGUGGUGAGCUGGACGAGAUGCCUGCAGUUCAAGAAUCCAAGCAGGAAUACCGUCAGUGGACAAUGUCAGAAUACAGGUUACUUUGUGAGGAAGGUAACAGUGAAUCAUGCAAAGGAAGUUUCCAAGAUAAAUUCUUAAGCCAUGAGGCAAUACAGAUGGACUCAGAGUGUGGAAAGAACUUCUGUCAGGACGCUGAUCUAACUAAGAAUCAGAAAAUGCUGUACACGUGCACAUUCUGCGGGAAAAUUGCUAACAGGAGAGCAGACCUCCUUGUUCACGAGAGAACCCACACUGGAGAAAAACCAUACGAGUGCUCCGAGUGCGGGAAAAGCUUCAAUACCACGUCUUACCUCACAAAACACAAAAGAAUACACACAGGAGAGAAACCAUAUAAAUGUUCAGAGUGCGGGCAAAGCUUCUGUCAGAAAGGGAAUCUGUUUUCACAUGUCAGAAUCCACACGGGGGAGAAACCAUAUAAGUGUGGGGAAUGCGGACAAAGCUUCAGUCAAAGGAAAAUCCUUGGUAAACACCAGAGGAUCCACACAGGCGAGAAACCGUAUAAGUGUUUAGAAUGUGGGCAAAGCUUCAGUCAGGCAUCACAUCUCCUUACACACAGAAGGACCCACACAGGAGAAAAACCUCAUAAAUGCUCAGACUGUGGGAAAAGCUUUAAUCAGAAAGGAGACCUUGUUAUCCACAAGAGAAAGCACACUGGGCAAAAGCCGUAUGAAUGCUCUGAGUGUGGGAAAAGCUUUAGCACAGGCUAUCAAUUCAUAAACCAUAAACGGUUACAUACAGGGGAGAAACCCUAUACUUGCUCAGAAUGUGGACAGAGCUUUAAUUGGAAGUCAAACCUUAUUACACACAGGAGAAUCCAUACUGGUGAGAAGCCAUAUGUAUGCUCCAUCUGUAGGAAAGGUUUCAGCGAUAAAUCCUCCCUCACUAAACACCUGAGAACCCAUACAGGGGAGAAACCCUACAAAUGCUCUGAUUGUGGGCAAAGUUUCAAUUUGAAAUCAAACCUUAUCACGCACCAGAGAACCCAUACUGGAGAGAAACCGUAUUCGUGCCCCGAGUGUGGGAGAAGCUUAAGUCACAGAUCCUCCCUUACAAAGCACAUGAGGACCCACACAGGAGAAAAGCCUUAUGAGUGUUAUGAAUGCGGGAAAAGCUUUAUUUCUAGCUCUGACUGUAAGAAACACGAAAGGGUACACACACGAGAGAAACCAUACAAACGCGGGAGGAAAUGUCCACUAUUCCCUCUGUUUCCGUAACAGAAAAUCUACAUGUGAACCUUUAGGAUGUCUGUGAAGAAGAGUUUGGAGUGAAAGCUUCAUAAAUUUAGACUGUGUGAAUAGUUUAUGCUGGAGAUCAAUGGCUACUAGGUAAAAAAAAAAAGUGAAACUAUACAGGUUUUUUUUACCCUAGGCAACAUUCCAUUCAUUGCAAAUGGAAAGCAGACCUCAUAGAUAUAUUCUUGAAAUACCUUGAUAGAAAUUAAGUCACUGCUAGAUUCCGCCAUGGUUUAGUUGCUGAAAUUCAUUGGAGGCAGAUGGAGCACCAACCUCACUCUCCAACAGCCAGAAGAUUAUCCCAAACUCAGUAGGGAGGAUAGGGACAAAACCAGAAUUAGGUGUCUCCACCUAUCAUGGGCUCUGCCUCCACCUACUGUUGGCCUCCUUGCCUUCCAGCUACCAGUCACAGUGAGCAGCAGUCUCCACAUAUGGGUGCUGAACUAAUGUUCCAACGUUUUAUCUUGCGCUAGAGAAAUCUGAUGGACUCUGGGCCCGAGCAUCCAAAAGGUUGGUGUUGGCCCCUUAGAAGUUCCAAAUAUUUAUUCAACUAUUUUGGAGGACUGGUGCCUACAAACGAGAGAAGCAAAAUAGCUGCUGCUAAAAAAAACAACACCUGGAAAUAUUGUGUGCAGCUAGUAAAAUUUGUAUCGUAUUGGGUUGGUUUUGAUAUUUGGUUUUUUUGUUGGUUUCUCUGUCUCUUUAAAGGUUUUCAAUAUACCUGUUCUAUGUGGUUUUCUUUUCAGUCAUUGUUAGCCUCUGUCUGGAGUUGGAUGACUAGAAGUUUUGAGUGUGUCAAUUCAUACACACUUCAGACUCCCAUGAUGCUAAAUGUAGUUGAUGCACAUGCAACAGCUGAAAGAGUUGUGUGCAAAGCGUUUUCUCAUUAAAUUCUAGUCUAGAUCUUCCCCCCAAUCCUGUUCAAUAUAUACAAAUCUCAGGGGAAUUCAGCACCAAAUUCUUGCGCCAAAAAACCACAAGUCCUGACACCUUAAAACACGGACAGGGAACCUCAGGGGCUGAAUGUGGCCCUGCAUACCUCUCUCUAGCCCUGGGAGCUCUCUCCAGGCCUCCAGAGAGUGUUUUUGCCUGGCUGGAAUUUGUCCUUGAACUCUGACCAUGCCUCUUGCUUCCCUGGAUGGAAGACUCAAAGAGCGGUAUAAGUGUAUAAAAGUAAUAUUUGCAUUUGGUGGUCUGCCCAUUUUCACCUCUGGCUUCACUCAUCCCUGGCCCACAGAAGUUUGCCCAGAAAGGAAAAUGGCUCUCAAACCCAAAAAGGUUUCUGCCACCUCUGCCUUACAGAGCAACAAAUCUAUUGUGGACAAAAUUUACCUAUAGCCAUGUUGCUCUGCUGUUUGAGGAGGACCUCCAACAGAAAAAAGAAAAAGGAUGACAGCUAUAUUAGCACUCAGAACUAAUGUGUCAGAAGUUUGCAGGCCAAUCCUGUACGAUUCUACUGAACAUAGAAAUAAGCCCCAUUCAGUUCAGUUGGUCUUACUCCAAGGAAAAUGUAGAUUUCGGCCUUAAGAGGCAGUGUGCUUCAGGUACGAGUUGCUAAGAAGUCGCAACGGGAACAUGCUAUAGUGCCUUGCUCAGGGGCUUCCCAGAGUUACCUGCCUGGCCACAAGAUGUUGCAAUAUAAGGGUCUUUGAGAUGAUCCAGAAUGGUUUUCUCACACCACAGAAUAGUGAGGGAAAGUAUGAGAUUUCUUGAAUUCUUGUUUUCGGUUGAUGCUACGAUUCCAAAGCAGAGGUCUAGGACCACCUGCAUUAAAAGCCCCUGUGCUGCCCCUGAACUACUAGCUCUUCCUGGGGCUGUGAGAAUGGGAGAGGAACAAUACAUUUGCUCUUCUGCUCUCAAACCUUUUCUGGUUUUUUUAAAAAUAUAUAAAUAAAAUAGAAUAACAAUGUGUGCACAUAGGUAUAAAAAUACCUGUUCAUGUGCUCAGAAUGGAAAAGGGGUGUAGGACAGCAGGGAUGAAAUGACUGAAAGGACAGAAAACAGCCCAACCCCCAAACAUUUGUCAAGCUUUGUGGCCUGUUGUGAGCAAUAAAUGCAUGAGCUGUUGCAAUUUUCCAAAUGGAAUGUGCAGCAGCCGAACACAUCAAUCACAGAGGCAUCCAUAAAAACUGGAUCUGAAUGACUCACAUGAUGUUAAAGUACUGUCUGCAAUCACCUUUGGGCUUUCUAGUGAUAAAGCGGGGUAUCAAAUCCAAACUACUCUUCUUCUUUUUCUUUUUCUUUUUCUUUUUCUUCUUCUUCUUGUAGGGCUGUCUCUCCCUGUCCCCUCCUCCCUAUCCCAGACAACACCUCCAUUGAAGGAGAGUCCUUCACCUCCUGAGGGACUCUGUUCCACUGUCAAAUGUCUAAUGGCAGUGGCAUUUCUAUACAGGAGCCACUCACUUUCCAGCUUCAUAAAGUGCCGCAUGUUGAUUAAUUUGAAAAACUCAAAUAAAUUUACAAAAAAGAAAAGAAAAAGAAUUCAGUGUUGUGUACACGUAAGAGGUGGGGUCGAAGCCCUGAACACCAAACCAUGGAUUUUACCCCCGUUUUGCUGUUUUAUAAAAACAACAACAGCAAAAACAAUUUCACAUAAGCCUCUUUGCUCAACUUAUCCCCAUUUAAUUCCCCACCAAAACAACAGGACUAUAAUAAUAAACAAAACAGAAACAGCUUUACAA
Messenger RNA from Zootoca vivipara (common lizard), 4762 nucleotides. RefSeq lists its product as uncharacterized. Gene Ontology annotation, molecular function: RNA polymerase II cis-regulatory region sequence-specific DNA binding; DNA-binding transcription activator activity, RNA polymerase II-specific. NCBI's taxonomy places the organism in Eukaryota, Metazoa, Chordata, Lepidosauria, Squamata, Lacertidae. The record is from RefSeq and is a predicted model, not a curated record. Gene Ontology annotation, biological process: regulation of transcription by RNA polymerase II. Gene Ontology annotation, cellular component: nucleus.